This is a messenger RNA of Bombus pascuorum, 601 nucleotides long. Its product is annotated as odorant receptor 4-like. The transcript is spliced from 3 exons. The coding region runs from base 6 to 404 and encodes 132 amino acids. Gene Ontology annotation, molecular function: olfactory receptor activity; odorant binding. Gene Ontology annotation, biological process: sensory perception of smell; detection of chemical stimulus involved in sensory perception of smell. The record is from RefSeq and is a predicted model, not a curated record. NCBI's taxonomy places the organism in Eukaryota, Metazoa, Arthropoda, Insecta, Hymenoptera, Apidae. Gene Ontology annotation, cellular component: plasma membrane.
CCACCAUGAUAAACGAAGAGUUUAAACUGAUGAUUUUCGUUCAGUUCGCAGUGAGCACGCUGACGAUAUGCAUGAAUCUUUACAUCUUAACGGGAACGAAUGUCUCGCUCGAGAUGAUUGUGAAAAUAAUUAUGUUCAGCAGCUGUAUGUUAACACAGAUAUACAUUUUAUGUUGGUACGGCAACGAAGUUGAGCUGAAGAGCCUCGAAAUUUCCAAUAUGAUUUUCGAAAUCGACUGGCUGGCGCUCAAGGAAACCACUAAACGGGACUUGUUAAUGAUCAUGAUGCGCGCGAGAUCUCCCAUACAAAUGACUAGUGUUCACGUGGUGACGAUGAAUCUCAAGUCGUUCGUGAUCUUGUUGAAAACUUCUUAUUCGGCGUACAAUCUGCUGCAAGGUAUGUAGCAGAGGUUAGCGAGCCAAGCAGCAGCUUCUCGCGAGACGAAUAGAGGCACGACCCUUUCAUGGACACACGCAAUGGAGGAAUGUAGAGUAUGUGAGAGGAAUAAACGAAACAAUAAAUAAUAUACAGGAGCGUUACGUUUAUAACGGAACUCUUUCCUCCUUUAUCAUUAAUUUCUCUUUUCUUCUCUCGAAGAAGC